AUGGGAAUAAAAACAGAUUUAUUUUCUUCAUAUCAACGUCAAUCAAAUAAUUCACCAUCAUGGAAUCAAAAAGCACCAUUAACAUGUAUGACAUGUGAAAAAGGACCAGGAACAACAUUUAUGGAUGGUUUUCGUAUAUCAACAAAAUUACUUGAACCUACUUGUAAUAUGUUACCUAUACAAUGUGGAUUAGACCAAGAUGUUUGUGCUACAAUUAUUAUGCAUAAAGAAGAUGGAACAUAUUGGAUGGGUACGGGUUGUGAAAGAUCACAUAAUUUUCAACAUGUUGAUAAUUGUGAAAAUGUUAGAACGUAUGUUCGUAGUGUUCGUCGUGGUAUGGUUUCAGAGUCUUCAGCAUUACAAACUAUUUGCAUAUGUAGUUCUGAACAAUGUAAUUCAACAUCAACGUCACAAAUAUCUUUUUAUUAUAAUCCAUCUUAUAUAGUAGUAAUAUUAUUAUCUAUAUUGUUAAUUCAAAAUAUUAUUUAG
Messenger RNA from Strongyloides ratti, 489 nucleotides. RefSeq lists its product as hypothetical. The transcript has a single exon. The record is from RefSeq and is a predicted model, not a curated record. Lineage: Eukaryota; Metazoa; Nematoda; Chromadorea; Rhabditida; Strongyloididae. The coding region runs from base 1 to 489 and encodes 162 amino acids.